AUGGCUGCGCUUCGCGUUUUAAUUCUGAUGCUCUGUGUGCUCGUCGCGGCGCGCGUACCCGCCGCGACGGCGGAAUUCAACCCCGCGCUCGCCACUCUCGCCACAAACCCCGAGCAAGACGGCCUGCUCGCCACAGGCAAGGCGCUCACGGGAGACGUGCGCGAGGACGCGGAUGUGCUUAUAACGAGCCGCGCUCUCGCGGCGGAGGGCGGGGAGUCGCCGCAUGCGCGCGCCGUUCGCGUUCUGGCGGAGGAGGACUUUCUCUCCCCGGGGAAGCGGAAGACGCUGCGCUGGCGGUGGAGGAUGGGUGGGGAAGCAGUGGGUGGGGAAGCAGUGGGUGGGGAAGCAGUGGGUGGGGAAGCGGUGGGUGGGGAAGCAGUGGGUGGGGAAGCAGUGGGUGGGGAAGCAGUGGGUGGGGAAGCAGUGGGUGGGGAAGCAGUGGGUGGGGAAGCAGUGGGUGGGGAAGCAGUGGGUGGGGAAGCAGUGGGUGGGGAAGCAGUGGGUGGGGAAGCAGUGGGCGGGGAAGCAGUGGGUGGGGAAGCAGUGGGCGGGGAAGCGGUGGGUGGGAGCAACCCCAGAGAGGUGAGAGGGGUGAGUGACUGA
This is a messenger RNA of Closterium sp. Yama58-4, 603 nucleotides long. The record is from the annotation of a GenBank genome assembly. Lineage: Eukaryota; Viridiplantae; Streptophyta; Zygnematophyceae; Desmidiales; Closteriaceae.